Molecule: messenger RNA, 3473 nt
Organism: Nematostella vectensis (starlet sea anemone)
Lineage: Eukaryota; Metazoa; Cnidaria; Anthozoa; Actiniaria; Edwardsiidae
Product: protein asteroid homolog 1
Exons: 5
Coding region: 265-2112 (615 amino acids)
Source: RefSeq, a predicted model, not a curated record
ACGCCUCCUUCUUCCUUUCUCUCAAGAGAUUUAUAAGAAAUGAAAAGAGGUUUUUAAACGCAUUAUUUUGACAAUGUAACAGCUUUUCGCUACUCUACCUCGGUAAAAUUGCCUUUCCCUUAUGAUUGGGAUACCUAUGUGGCAAAUCUCGGCUAUACCUGGGCAAUUUUUGCACGUUGUGAACGCAUACGAUGCCGAAGUGUUUUCUACGUUUGGAAAAGCGUACAGAUCUAUAGAUUUUAUUGCCUUUGUUGCUUUCUUAGGAUGGGUAUUCGUGGUCUGAGUAGCUACAUCGAAACUUUAGAUGUUUGGGAAAAGAUCGAGCUGAAAGACACCAAAGUUGUCAUCGAUGGAAGCUGCCUCAUGUUUAAUUUGUACUACAAUUCCGGAUUGGAUUUUCGUAACGGUGGCGAAUAUUAUGAAUUUGCGCAAGUUGUUACGAGUUUCUUUCAAGCGUUGUCUUCGAACAAUGUCGAAGCUUAUGUUGUGUUGGAUGGGGCCAUCGAUCCCUCUGGUAGAAAGGUGGACACGAUAGAAAGCCGAAUGCAGGACUCGAUUGAUAACGCAGGGAAACCAGAUGGCCGUGUCAGGCCAAAGAUGUCCGCCCUCGUUCUUAGUCAGGCAAUGCGAGACAUUGGGGUUAAGUUUGUUCGUAUUGAUUGUGAGGCAGACCAAGAAAUCGCUUCCCUCGCCAAGAAGUUCCAAUGUCCAGUGCUCAGUGAUGACAGUGAUUUUUUCAUCUUUGAUCUCCCUGGGGGUUUUAUUCCUUUGACUUCCCUCCACUGGCAUUCUUUUCCUCUAUCUACCAAGCUCUACAGCAGGCAAAAAAUGGCAGAUUAUUUACAACUUAGACCUGAUCUUAUGCCUCUCUUUGCAUCUGUGCUUGGAAAUGACUUUGUCAGUUCAAGUGCAGUUAAGCCAUUUUACACUGCCAUCCCAAGAAAUCAUAAGGGAGGAGGAUCUCGAUUUAGAAAUGUUGCUGAUUUUCUUAGGGGUUUAGAGAGCAUUGAAAAAGGAGUUGACUCUGUCCUAAGAGUUAUAAAAAAUCAAGAGUGUCAAGAAAAUCAUCUUAGGGAUGCAUUACAUACUUCACUCAAUAGCUACAUUUCUGUGGGAAAGUCUACAGCCUCUUAUUUUUUUAUUAGUGAUGGUGGUGCUAAUGAUGGAUGGAGUGAAAUAGGGGGGACAGAAUUUCCUUCAUGGGUUGUAAAUGGUUUCAGGAAAUGUGCCUAUCCUAGUGAUUACAUCUCUGCUGCAAUAUCUGGAAUUCGUUUUUUGGCUUGUCAGGUUGAAAACUUGGCUAAAAGGUCUUCAUGCUCUUGCACUCUCGAUUUGAGAAGAGCCCUGUAUGCCAUGACACAGCCUGGCAAACCCAAUGAAGAGAAACAUGACAAAGUAACAAGGAUUAAGGAAUGGGACAGAAGAGGGAAAAUACUGACCAAUUACUUUAUAGAUCCAAAGUAUGUCUUAGAAGGUUAUGGCAAACUACCAACUUUGAUCCAAAUUAAGGAACUACCUCUAGAAGAGAGAGAAAGCCUUUUCUUUUUGCUACUGGAAUCCAACACAAGCACAAUAAAGCUAUUACCUAAAGAUGAAUGGCUGUUUGUAGCUGCAACACGCUACUGGAUUAAGCAUGCAAAUCCACAAGUCUCCUCAAUCUCACACAUUGAAGCAGUUAUUCUAAAUCAUCUGGUGCUCCCCGAAUCCAGAAAGAAAAAGAUCUCAUGUGUUGAUUCAUUGCAUAGCUUUGCACAGUGGCAAAACGUAAUGUUGGAGACCAUUUACACAAAUCAAGUGCUCAAUUUCCCACUGGCUGAACCUGCUGUGAGCGGCCUUUAUGGAAGUGGUGUUGCUGCACUGGGAAUCACUGAACAGCUCCAAAAAGGUCAAGAGGCAUCAUCAAUAGUUCAUCCAUCAGAUCAUGAUCUGUACCAGAGGCUAAUGGACGCGGUAAUGGAGGGAAUCCAUAAAGUGGAAAGCUUAUCAUCUGCCUCAAAGAAAAAAUCGAGUAAAGAAAAGCCAAAGAACAAGAAACCUCCAACGUGCCUGGCUGGUAAUAAAUUUGCACUUCUCUUCAAUGAAACUGGCUCCGAUGAUGACGAUGUCGAAUAGUGUAAAUUUCACACGAAAAACAAUUUCCAGUCAAUUCUCUCAUAAGUGGAGACCCUUGGUGUGCGCUUGAGAAAAUAUGUAACUUACGUUGCGACGCAAGCUAGCGUGGUCAUCUUGAUAGCUUUGUGAAGUAAAGCCAAUAAUAAGGAUAACAACAGCGAUGCAAGGAAAUGCUUAGGAAGUUCACGUCAUAGCGCAUCGGAAUCCUGCUAGUCUGUUUAGUUUUUUGUUUUGUUUUUACACAAUAUUGCGAAAAAGUAUUCAGGAAUGAAUGGGUUAAACAAUAAGAAUAACAAAUUAAAAAAUAGGUCAUUGGGAUCGAAUCUGGUCUGAAGAAAAAACAGAAACCAUGCAUUCGGAUUACACACUUGGUAUGGCAGCUAAUUGCUUUACGGAAGGCUGUAAAGAACCGAAAGGCCCCAAAAGCACCGAUAUUUCCUGGGAUUGCUGUACAAUUGCAAAGUAUUUCAACAAGCGCCUUGAUGGGAGGCAAUAACCAGGAUCCCAGGGUUGUCAUAGUCGAUUACGCCUUGGGUCUUUUGGGGGGUCGUUAUGUCGCCGUGGCAUCGUAAAGCAUGGGCGCAUCGUCUCGCUUAAUUGUACAGGACAUCAAAGUAGCCUUUUGCUUUGUUUUCUUGUACAACUGUGGCGCGCACGCACUUAAUACCGGAAAAUUCGAACAAACAGCGCGCGCCACUGUGCGCAGAAGUGGUGCGCUAUACACCAAAAACUGGAAAUCGAUUCUGCCAAAUAUCCAGUAAUCCCCUGACCGUAGACAUCUUAGUGCGGUUUGCAGGUUUUGUUAAACUUUCCGACAGAAGACAGCGUCACAAUGCCAGUUUUAAAACUCAAUUUUGUUUCAUAAGAAAGGCUUUAUGUUCAAGCACGCUGUGCACACAUUAUUCAGUGGCGGUAAAGCAUACACAGGGGGUGCGCACGCAUCUCCCUGUGCGUCUUCCAUAUGUAUGAUGGCUCAGUGUUGUAAUAGUAAAACCAAUCACAAUACUGGAAAUCAACUAUAAAAAAUAGGCAGUCAAAGACUGCAUGUGACUCAAGGUAUAAUGCAUAAGAAACGUAAAGAGUAGAGACUUUAGUGUAGGUCUUAGCAUAGUGAAUUGUUUUUGAAGAAGUUAGAAUUUACAGUGUAAGCAUAAGAAACAGAAAGAUGUGAAAAAUUAGGUUGUGUGGCUAAACACCAUAAAAAUGUUCAAUUUUGCAAAAUAUAAACAUUUUAUUUCCACUUCAAUAUAAAUAUAUAACGUGAAUACAAUUUUUGUGGCUUUUCAAAAAUAUUGAUAAGUUAUAAUAUGAACAGUAACAUCUUAUAUAAAAAUAUAUUCAAUAAAAUCCCUUUAAAAUAA